CCCGCUGAGCUGCUGUCACUCAUCUGCUUGGCUCCUCCCCCUGCCUCCUGUGAGGAUCAGUGCUGGUGAAUGAGGAGAGAGUUGAUAACCGUCUCACACAGCAGAAGACAACACACACACACACACACAUACAGUCACGCAGUUCCUCUGCACAUUCAUCUUCAUCAGGACACACCUGUGUGGAUUCUUCUGCACACCUGAGGAGAGAGAGAGAGGGGGAAGAGAGAGAGAGUCAUUCCUGCACUGUGGGGUCUGGUGUGAGACGUCUGAUGUCCGGGAGGAAACACACACACCAUGGUCAUACUGCAGCAGGGGGAUUAUGUCUGGCUGGACCUGAAGACGGGUCAUGAGUUUGAGGUCCCGAUCGGAGCUGUGGUGAAGCUCUGUGAUUCUGGACAGAUUCAAGUUCUGGAUGAUGAAGGAAAUGAACACUGGAUCUCUCCUCAAAAUGCCACCAACAUCAAGCCGAUGCACCCGACCUCCAUUCACGGUGUGGAAGACAUGAUCCGGCUGGGGGAUCUGAACGAGGCGGGAAUCCUCCGAAAUCUGCUCAUCCGAUACAGAGAACACCUCAUCUAUACCAACUGUGGUGGUCGGACGUAUACGGGGUCCAUCUUAGUGGCCGUCAACCCGUAUCAGCUGCUUCCCAUUUACACAGCAGACCAGAUUCGCCUUUACACCAAUAAAAAGAUUGGAGAAAUGCCUCCACACAUCUUCGCCAUCGCAGACAACUGCUAUUUCAACAUGCAGCGCAACAACAAAGACCAGUGCUGCAUCAUCAGUGGUGAAUCUGGUGCUGGAAAGACAGAAAGCACCAAACUGAUCCUGCAGUUUCUGGCAGCCAUCAGCGGGCAGCACUCCUGGAUCGAGCAGCAGGUGCUGGAGGCAAAUCCCAUCCUGGAAGCCUUUGGAAAUGCUAAAACCAUCCGAAACGACAACUCAAGCCGCUUUGGGAAGUACAUCGACAUCCACUUCAACAAAAGAGGAGCCAUAGAGGGAGCAAAGAUCGAACAGUACCUUCUGGAGAAAUCCAGAGUGUGUCGACAGGCCCGUGAUGAGAGAAACUACCACAUUUUCUACUGUAUGCUGAAGGGAAUGACUCCAGACCAGAAGAAGCAGCUGGGUUUGAGUAAAGCCACAGACUACACUUACCUCACUAUAGGGAACUGCACUGUUUGUGACGGUCGAGAUGAUCAGAAGGAAUACUCUAACAUCAGAUCAGCCAUGAAGGUGCUCAUGUUCACAGAUAAGGAGAACUGGGAGAUCUCCAAGCUGCUGGCUGCUAUUCUGCACAUGGGCAACCUCCGCUACGAGGCCCGCACAUAUGAUAACCUGGACGCCUGUGAGGUGGUGCGCUGCUCAGCUCUCACCACCGCUGCUGUUUUACUAGAGGUGGACUUGAAGGAUCUGAUGAACUGUUUGACCAGCCGAACUAUAAUAACCCGUGGAGAGACGGUGUCUACUCCGCUCAGCAUUGAACAGGCAUUGGACGUGAGAGACGCUUUUGUUAAGGGCAUUUAUGGCCGUUUGUUUGUGUGGAUUGUUGAGAAAAUCAACGCAGCCAUUUAUAAACCUCCAUCUCUGGAGCUGAAAGCAGUGCGAAGAUCCAUCGGCCUAUUAGAUAUCUUCGGCUUCGAGAACUUCAUGGUUAACAGCUUUGAGCAGCUGUGCAUUAACUUUGCCAAUGAAAACCUGCAGCAGUUUUUCGUCCGUCAUGUGUUCAAGCUGGAGCAGGAGGAAUAUAACCUGGAGAACAUCAACUGGCAGCACAUCGAGUUCACAGACAACCAGGACGCUUUAGACAUGAUCGCCAUAAAGCCCAUGAACAUCAUCUCGCUCAUCGACGAGGAGAGCAAGUUUCCAAAGGGCACAGACACCACCAUGCUGAACAAACUCAACUCUCAACACAAGCUCAACACAAACUACAUCCCACCCAAAAACACCUAUGAAACACAGUUCGGCAUCCAGCACUUUGCUGGAGUGGUGUACUACGAGACCAGAGGUUUUCUGGAGAAGAAUCGAGACACUCUGCAUGGUGACAUCAUUCAGCUCGUUCACUCCUCCAAAAACAAGUUCAUCAAGCAGAUCUUUCAGGCGGAUGUCGCUAUGGGAGCAGAGACCCGCAAGCGUUCUCCGACUCUGAGCAGUCAGUUCAAGCGUUCUCUGGAGCUGUUAAUGCGCACACUGAGCGUCUGCCAGCCGUUCUUCGUCCGCUGCAUCAAACCCAAUGAAUACAAGAAACCCAUGCUCUUUGAUCGUGAGCUGUGUGUGCGGCAGCUCCGUUAUUCUGGCAUGAUGGAGACCAUCCGGAUUCGCCGGGCCGGAUACCCCAUUCGAUACACGUUUGUGGAGUUUGUGGACCGGUACCGUGUUUUAAUGCCUGGAGUGAAACCUGCUUACAAACAGGAGGACCUGAGAGGAACCUGUCAGCGUAUUGCUGAAGCUGUAUUGGGCCGUGAUGAUGACUGGCAGAUGGGGAAAACUAAAAUAUUCCUCAAGGACCAUCAUGACAUGCUGCUGGAGAUUGAAAGGGAUAAGGCCAUUACUGAUAAGGUCAUUCUCAUUCAGAAAGUUGUACGAGGAUUCAAGGACAGAUCCAACUUCCUGAAGAUGAAGAAAUCAGCUAUGCUAAUCCAGAAGACAUGGCGAGGUUAUUACUGCCGGAAGAACUACGGAGCGAUGCGUGGCGGUUUCUCACGUCUGCAGGCGCUAUAUAGAUCUCGCAAACUCUACCAGACGUAUCAUGUGGCACGGCAGAGAAUCAUGCUCUUCCAGGGCCGAUGCAGAGGUUUUCUGGUGCGCAGAGCGUUUCGCCACCGCCUGUGGGCUGUGAUCACAAUCCAGGCAUAUACGAGAGGAAUGAUCGCCCGCCGGCUCUACAAACGACUCAAAGGAGAGUACCGGCGACGUUUGGAGGCCGAAAAGUUGCGUCUGGCCGAAGAGCAGAAGCUCAGGAAUCAAAUGAGCGCCAGAAAAGCCAAAGAAGAAGCUGAAAAGAUGCAUCAGGAGAGAUUGGCACAGCUGGCGCGAGAAGACGCCGAACGGGAGAAGAAGGAGCGGCAGGAGGCUCGCAGGAAAAUGGAGAUGUUGGACCAGAUGGAGAAAGCCAGACAGGAGCCAGUCAACGAUUCUGAUAUGGUGGACAAGAUGUUCGGCUUCCUGGGAACCACAAACUCUUUCCCUGGUCAGGAAGGUCAAGCGCCUGCUGGGUUUGAGGAUCUGGAGCGAACACACCGGGAGCUGGAGGUGGAGGAUCUAGACGAGUCUCUUCCACUCCCGGAGGACGAUCUGGAGGACCUGUCCGAGUACAAAUUCGCCAAGUUUUCUGCCACAUAUUUCCAGGGCACGAGCACACACACGUACAUGAGGCGGCCAUUAAAACAGCCAUUACUGUUUCAUGAGGAUGAAGGAGAUCAGCUGGCGGCUCUGGCCGUGUGGAUCACCGUCCUGCGCUUCAUGGGUGACCUUCCCGAACCCAAAUACCACACGGCCAUCAGCGACGGCAGCGAGAAGAUCCCUGUCAUGACCAAAAUCUACGAGACACUCGGAAAGAAAACCUACAAGAGGGAACUGCAGGCACUGCAGGGAGAAGGAGAGAACACUAACAUUGAGAGUCACAAGAAGAGCAGCGUGCGGCACAAACUGGUGUCGCUCACCCUGAAGAAGAAGUCUAAAAUUACAGAGGAGGUAACCAAGCGUUUAAAUGACGGGGAAUACACUGUUCAUGGAAACAGCAUGUUGGAGGAUCGACCCACGUCCAAUCUGGAGAAACUGCACUUUAUCAUCGGCAACGGCAUCCUGCGUCCAGGCCUGAGAGAUGAGAUCUACUGUCAGAUCUGUAAACAGCUGAACCAGAAUCCGUCUAAAAGCAGUCACGCUCGCGGCUGGAUCCUCAUGUCUCUGUGCGUCGGCUGCUUUGCUCCCUCUGAGAAGUUUGUCAAGUAUCUGAGGAACUUCAUCAGUGAAGGUCCACCAGGUUACGCUCCUUACUGUGAGGAGAGACUGAGGAGAACGUUUGUGAAUGGAACAAGAACACAGCCGCCGUCCUGGCUCGAGCUUCAGGCCACAAAAUCGAAGAAGCCCAUAAUGCUGCCGGUGACUUUUAUGGAUGGCACAACGAAAACUCUGCUGACAGACUCUGCCACUACAGCUAAAGAGCUCUGCAAUGCUCUGUCUGACAAGAUCAGCCUUCAGGACCGCUUCGGCUUCUCCCUCUACAUCGCACUCUUUGAUAAGGUUUCGUCUCUGGGCAGCGGUAAUGAUCACGUGAUGGACGCCGUGUCUCAGUGUGAACAGUACGCUAAAGAGCAGGGCGCACAGGAGCGAAACGCCCCCUGGAGACUCUUCUUCAGGAAGGAGAUCUUCACGCCGUGGCACGACCCAGCUGAGGACGCUGUCGCCACAAACCUCAUUUACCAGCAGAUCGUACGCGGCGUCAAGUUUGGUGAAUACCGCUGUGAUCGGGAGGAUCUGGCGGAGCUGGCGUCGCAGCAGUAUUAUGUAGAUUACGGCUCUGAGAUCCUCGUUGAGAGACUGUUGAGUCUGAUUCCCUCCUACAUCCCGGACAGAGAGAUCAGCUCGGCCAAGACUGUGGAGAGAUGGGCUCAGUUCAUCAUGGCUGCGCACAAGAAGGGCGUCUACACUCAGAAGAGGGUGGAUCCUCAGAAAGUCAAGGAGGAAGUUGUUGAUUUUGCACGUUAUAAGUGGCCUUUAUUAUUCUCCAGAUUCUACGAGGCCUUCAAGUUUUCAGGUCCUAGUUUACCCAAGAAUGAUGUGAUCGUGGCUGUAAACUGGACCGGUGUGUAUUUUGUGGACGAGCAGGAGCAGGUUCUUCUGGAGCUCUCCUUCCCAGAGAUCACAGCCGUGUCCAGCAGCAAAGGCGGGAAACUUCAGGCUCAGAGCUUCACUUUGGCCACCAUUAAAGCAGACGAGUUCACCUUCACCUCUAAUAAUGCAGAGGACAUUCGGGACCUGGUGGUCACUUUCCUGGAGGGGCUGCGCAAGAGGUCAAAGUUCGUCGUGGCCUUGCAGGACAAUCCCAGUCCAGCUGCUGAUGACUCCACAUUCCUGAGUUUCCUAAAGGGGGAUCUGAUCGUUCUGGACCAGGACACCGGUGAGCAGGUCAUGACGUCCGGCUGGGCUCACGGCACCAACGACAGGACAAAACAGAGAGGAGACUUUCCCGCGGACUGCGUUUACGUGCUGCCCACCGUGGUCAGACCACCGCACGAUGUCGUGGCUUUUGUCACGAUGACCCCAGAUCAGCGUCAGGAGUCGCUCCGCAUCUCACACGUCCCAGCACUGACUGAGACGGAGGAGAGGGUAAAGCCCUACACGCUGGAGGAGUUCUCCUACGACUACUUCCGGCCUCCUCCUAAACACACUCUGAGUCGAGUGAUGAUCACCAAGAACCGAGGGAAGGAUAAACUGUGGUGCUGCACUCGAGAGCCCAUCAAACAGGCGCUGCUGAAGAAGUGUGGGGGACACGAGGAGCUCUCACAGGAGGCUUGCAUGGCUUUCAUCGCAGUAAUGAAGUAUAUGGGUGAUUAUCCGUCUAAACGCACACGCUCAGUGAACGAGCUCACGGAUCAGAUCUUUGAAGGAGCGCUGAAGGCUGAACCACUCAAAGACGAGAUUUACUGUCAGAUCCUUAAACAGCUGACAGAAAACCACAUCAAGUACAGUGAGGAGAAGGGCUGGGAGCUGCUCUGGCUGUGUGUUGGUCUCUUUCCUCCCAGUAAUGUCCUCUUACCACACGUCCAGCGCUUUCUACAGUCCAAGAAACAUCAUCCUCUGGCUCUGGACUGCAUGCAAAGACUACAAAAAGCCUUACGGAACGGCUCCAGGAAAUAUCCUCCUCACCUAGUGGAGGUGGAGGCCAUUCAACACAAAACCACGCAGAUCUUUCACAAGGUUUACUUCCCUGAUGACACAGAUGAGGCAUUUGAGGUGGAGUCCAGCACAAAGGCUAAAGAUUUCUGUCUGAACAUCUCCAGCAGACUCUUACUCAAAACACCAGAAGGCUUUAGUCUGUUUGUCAAGAUCUCUGACAAGGUGAUCAGUGUGCCUGAGGGGGAUUUCUUCUUCGACUUUGUCCGCCAUUUGACCGAUUGGAUAAAGAAAGCAAGACCUGCUAAAGAUGGUAUAGUGCCUUCACUGACCUACCAGGUGUUCUUCAUGAAGAAGCUAUGGACAACCACCGUUCCAGGCAAAGACUCCUUUGCAGACUCCAUCUUCCACUAUUAUCAGGAGCUUCCUAAAUAUCUGCGAGGAUAUCACAAGUGUUCCAGGGAGGAGGUUUUCCAGCUCGGCGCUCUGAUCUAUCGAGUUAAAUUUGAGGACGACAAAUCCCACUUUCCCAGCAUUCCCAAAAUGCUGAAGGAGAUGAUUCCUCAAGACCUGAUUCGCCAGCUCUCACCCGACGACUGGAAAAGGUCGAUUGUGGCGUACUUCAACAGGCAUGCUGGGAAAUCAAGAGAGGAAGCCAAGCUGAUGUUUCUGAAGAUCAUUUUCAAAUGGCCCACGUUUGGUUCAGCCUUUUUUGAAGUUAAACAAACCACUGAGCCGCACUUCCCUGAGAUCCUGCUGAUCGCCAUCAACAAAUAUGGAGUCAGUCUGAUCGACCCCAAAAACAAGGACAUUUUAACCACAUAUCCCUUCACCAAAAUCUCCAACUGGAGCAGCGGCAACACGUACUUCCACAUCACAAUCGGCAACCUGGUUCAGGGUAGCAAACUCCUGUGUGAGACCUCACUGGGCUAUAAAAUGGACGACCUGUUGACCUCCUACAUUAGCCAGAUGCUUACCACCAUGAGCAAACAGCGAAACUCGCGCGGCGGCAGCAGCAAGUGAACGUUUGAUUGGCUGGAGGCGGUGGAGCUAGUGCGUCUGCUGCGUCCCAUUGGCCAGCCCUGCAGCUGGGGGCGGGCCUUCGCGGCGCAACUGUGGCGGAUGAGCAGAACUCCCUCUGCCAGCACACAGAGCUCAAUGUACCCGGAUGAAGACUCUUCCUCUGAGGACGACUACCUCUGAACACACACACAAACACACGGAUUCAUCCGUUCUCCAGAAUAUUCUUCAGAUGCGCAAUUUAGGUACCGUUUAUUACGUUUUGUGAGUCGAAUAUAAACUGCAAUGGCUUCUAUGCAUCCCAAACUGCUUUAAAGAGGCAGUGUUUGGGUUAUUUAUGUGUAAAUGCACUAAGAAAACAACAUGUGCACGACUUCCUGAAGAGUAAUUGAUUGAUUAUUUUUAAUGGCGGCAGAAAUAUCUUUUAUAAUGGUUUAAAUGUUAGUUUGUGUUCUGUUUUAGGAGGUUGUGAUUUAAAUGUUGUGUUUUUAAAAAGAUUAUUUGUUGCACUGCAGGCCUUAAUAGGUUUUUGUUUGGGGGGGGAUAUGAGUAACUGCUUUUUUUUAACAGUACAUGAUCAGCAUUCGUCCUCUAGUCUGUUGCUAAAAUCUAAUUUCCAGCUUAAUUGAAGAUUAAACUUAAUAUAGAUCAAGUGUACUUUGGGAGGGAAAAUGAGAAUGACGAAAAUGAAUGGCCUUAUUUAAAAAUGAAUAUGAAAAUGCGUCUAUAUUAAUGCUUCAGGCUGAUUUAUACUUCUGCGUCCAGUGAUCGAUGUGACUCACGGUGUCUGCAUUGUGCAUAGUCGUGCAUUUAUACUUCUGCGUGCUGUUUGUGUUGCUCUGCAAUAACACUUCUGAAACACUAGCUGGCAGUAGGUGUUGAUGUUCCUCUGUGUCGUGUUUCUUCGCUGGUGUUUUGUUUUUGCUGAGCGCUACCGUAAUCUACAAGUAGCUAAAAACAAGCAGAGGCGGGAACCGGCGGACACGCAACCACCGAAAGUGGCGAGAGCGUCAAAGUAGCUGGAAGUAAUUCAUUUUCAAUGAGAGCCGGCGCCGAUAAGCGGCGAGUAGCAGCGCGGCGCGUCUUCGC
Messenger RNA from Danio rerio (zebrafish), 7938 nucleotides. The record is from RefSeq and is a predicted model, not a curated record. Lineage: Eukaryota; Metazoa; Chordata; Actinopteri; Cypriniformes; Danionidae.